ACACCACAUCUCAUCUCAUCUCAUCUCAUCUCAUCUUCCCCACUUUGACUCUCUCUCUCUGCAAAAAAUCUCCAUUUGUGUCUCUUCUUCUGAGUUCGAUCUGAGUCUCUGGUUUUCGUGUUUUGUGAAGAUAAGCUAUUUGGGAUUUCCUUUUUCUUGCUCAGCAAUUGCCCUCUCUCACUGUACUUUGAAUAGAUUGUGGCAAAGUAAACAGUUUUAGCAAUCGGAUUAUAAACAGAAUAUGCGGUGGUAUAGUCUUUCUGUCGACGUGUUUCGAAAAGUCAUCUCCUUGAACUUGUAUUGUCGUGUGAUUCUGUAAUUCUCUUCCAAAAUUCCAACUCCCCUACAAUUUCCUCGCUUUCAAUCGAUUCAUAAUACAGAAAACCCCCCCAUGGGAUCAAAUCUGUUCGUCGUUAUUCCCUGCUACGUCCGCAGGAUUAGCUGAUUUUUUGUAUUCACAGCAUUUAAUCUGACCCAUAUCGAUCAAAUUCUUGUUUUGCUUGUUUGGGUUUUGUUUGAUCCUUUGUUUGUUGGAAGAUCGCGCGGUGUUGCUUUGAUUAGAAAAGGGUUGGGAAUUUGUAGUUAUGGUAAGCCAAGCAGCGAGCCAAACAAGAUUUCGGGCAUUGAAACACGAAAGUGGGAUUGCUGGGAGUGCCACCAUUAUAGUUAGAGUUAUAGCAUGCUUUCAACCUCUACAGGAUUGCCAGGCAGAAUAUUUUCGUCACUUGCUUAAGCCCGUUACGUAGGUUCUUUGUUUUUACACGCGUUUGUGUUUAAUUUUAAGCUGGAGUAUUUAGUUUUCACCAUUGUUUCUGAAAGGAAAGAAAAGCAACAAGUGAUCAGCGAUCUGUAAUACCACAAAACGUUGUUCUACUGGUGAUUGUUGCAGUUGGAUGGAAAAGGAUUUCGGAUCCUGGUUUUAUCACCAGCAUUCUGAUCGGCCACCACUUAAUUUGAAUACCUUGUGCGGUCCGUUCAACCUGGGGCAGCAAAAUGCUAUCUCCACUUAUACGAGCCCUCUUGCUAAUGUGGUUUCCACAAAUGCGAUUUCCACAAAUGCGACUCUGCAAGGGUUUCCUUUUUAUGGGGUUCCUCAAACUAAGGCAAGCCAACCAAUUGAACCUCGUGAUUGGUUUUAUGGUUUACCUCACUUCCAUCAGGCCUCGACUCCAGUGUCAAACUCCAUUUUGAAAGAGAGAAUCUAUGAUGGUCCGUAUAAGAAUCGUGAGGUUGUCGCACCUAAUUCAGCAUCUGAGUGUGCUCAAAAGAGAUUCCUCGUGUUUGAUCAGUCUGGUGAGCAAACAACCUUGAUUCUUAGUUCCAAGAUUGGGGUCCCUGUCCAGUGCCCGCCGGCUCCGUGGGGUCCAAAACUUGACAGUGGUUAUGAUUUGAAUAAGAUAGAGCUAGGAACCAGAAGAGAUACCAUUCUUUCUCCUGGGCCCAUUUUGACUGAUGAGGGUAAUGAAAAUCAUGGAGAUGAUAUGGGCAGUGAGAUGCACGAAGACACCGAAGAGCUCAAUGCAUUGCUUUACUCUGAUGAUGAGUACGGCGAUGGCGAUUAUUCUGAAGAUGGCGAAGAAGCAAGCACUGGACAUUCGCCCAGUAUGAUGACUGUGUAUGAUAAACGAGAGUGGUUUGAGAAAAGUGAUGAAGAAGUUGCUAGUUCGGACUGGCCUACCAAAAAGAGGAAACUGUUUGAUGGAGGUUAUGAUGUGCCACCACUCAUGAACACUGCUGCAAGCUCUGUUAAACCCCAAAAAUGCUUCGAUUAUGAAGACGAUGCGCAAUCUAGUUGUGCGGAUGGCAAAAAUAGCGGUCUUGGAGAAUCGGGUUUGUUCUCAGGUAACAAGAGAUCAAGGACAGACACGAUACGAGAGACUGUGAGCAAACUGCAAAACAUAAUUCCUGUGGGGAAGGGUAAGGAUGCGAUUGUGAUACUUGAUGAAGCUAUUAAUUUCUUGAUAUCCUUGAAGCAUAAAGCUGAGGCUUUAGGAGUCGAUGCACUCUGAGAAUCUAUUUGUCUUACAAGUAUUAUUAGCAAUAAUAUUAGCAGAAUUGGUGUGUGCACAGUAUAGACGUUCUCAAUACCAGAAGUGAAAAUUGGAGAUUGUGAAGAUAGAACUCGAACGCUUUUCAAGUCUUCUUUGAUGAUUUCAGUUGGAACCAGUAGCUUUGGUUCGUUAAAUCUCUAGCCCUCGCCUAGAGAAAGAAAAGACUGGUGUAUUAAUGCCCUCAUAGAGGGAAGUGAAUUAUUGGUUUUUGUUAAAAGAACCAACCUCAAAAAUGGGGAGAGUGCACGCCGAGUGGGCGACUUUGGGACCCGCAUCUUCGUUUGCUCACCCUUUUUUUGUGUCAUCUUCAUGUGGUUUUGUUUGUGGGAUUUUCCUUUCUGAUGGAGCAAAUUGCACAAGCGAAGCUACUUUGCAUCACGCAGUUGCUUUAGAGGUCUCAAUCAACCACCACACACAUGUAUCGAUCAAGCAUCGAUCAAUUGAAGCUUUGUUGUUGUACGCGCAUGUUCUUGUGAAUCUGCUAUUGGUCAUGUGAUUGGGUAUGGUUUAUGUAACUUUAAAUAAUGAAAACAAACAUGUGUGCGCUUGUUGCUAUCAUGAAUUGUGUGUGUUACAUGUAACGUAUGCUUAGUAUUGUUAGUAGUGUAUGUUGGUUGGAUGAUGGAUGUGUAAAUUGCUUUUGUUUGGAGUUGCUGUUGUCUUUACGCCUAUUUGCUAAACAACGCAUGCAAGAAUUUAUAAUAGGAGACAGCGAUGUUUAUAUGGAUAUA
Molecule: messenger RNA, 2782 nt
Organism: Camellia sinensis
Lineage: Eukaryota; Viridiplantae; Streptophyta; Magnoliopsida; Ericales; Theaceae
Product: transcription factor bHLH143
Source: RefSeq, a predicted model, not a curated record